Messenger RNA from Nymphalis io (European peacock), 3739 nucleotides. RefSeq names its product DIS3-like exonuclease 2. The transcript has 3 exons. Gene Ontology annotation, molecular function: 3'-5'-RNA exonuclease activity; RNA binding. Lineage: Eukaryota; Metazoa; Arthropoda; Insecta; Lepidoptera; Nymphalidae. The coding region runs from base 146 to 3091 and encodes 981 amino acids. The record is from RefSeq and is a predicted model, not a curated record. Gene Ontology annotation, cellular component: exosome (RNase complex); P-body. Gene Ontology annotation, biological process: mRNA catabolic process; miRNA catabolic process.
AUUUAACAAAUAGCAAUAUUAAUUAUUAAUCAUGCAGAUAACAUGUUAACAACUUUUUAUUUACCCAAUAUUGCGCAAAUUGUAUAAAAAUAUAAUUUUAUAGAAAACGUUAAAAAAAUUCCCGUAAAAAAAAUCCUCGUUUGUGAUGUCUGAUUUACAAGAAAUUCAGCUGGAUAAAGAACAAAAACCAAGUAACCCAUCCACGUCACAAUCAACAAAUCUGCAAACUAUACCUUCAGGGAGUUCUAAUAAUAAUAUAAAUGAUAUUCGAACGGAUUUAAAAGAAAUGCCAGCGUCGUCGUCUUCUGCGCCGAAUUCACAAAUCGAGGAUCAAAUCGAGAAAACAUCUUCCGUUGUUCAAACAAACGUUACUGAUAUGUCUGAAAUAAUUCAAAACAUAAAUAUCAAUAGUGAUGCGAACUCCAUACAAAAUAAUUCUACAAAUGGUUCGAAAAAAAGGAAUGCUAGAAAAAAAGAACGAUUGAAAAAAUUGCAGAUACUUUUACCAAAUGAGAGUAACCAGGAAAUUAAACCUGAAACUAUUCAGACUGCUCCUCCAGUUCCAACGCAAAAUGGUAUCAAUUCAUUACAAAAUUUUUUCUUAAAACAAGUUGCUCCAUUGUAUGCUAAUACUAGUUCAAGUUAUUUAGAAAAUCUCGCACAUCAUCCUCAAGUACAUUUAAUGCAAACUAUGCAAUUAAGGGAAAUGUUUUUACAUUAUCAGUUUGCAUCAAGUGCACCAAAUACUCCCUUAAUGCAACAAGCCCAUGGUUCAAACUCUCACAACUUUGUGAAUCCAGCAUUCGCAUAUCAACAUCCACCAAAAUAUUUUCAAAAUGCAAUGCAACAUCCUAUACUUAGUAAAACUUUCGUAAAUUCUAAUUAUAACAUGCAUCAGCAUGAGACUAACUCUCCAAGAAGACAAAGAAACCAAAAGAGACAAGACAAUAAAGAUAAUGAUGACAAAAAGUUUAAUCCUUACAUUUCUUUAGAAGAGGUAGAAUUAGGUUUACAAAAUAAUACAUUACUUGAAGGAGUAUUAAGAAUAAAUCCUAAACAAUUUCAGCAUGCAUAUGUUUCAAGUACUGAUAGAAGUGAGCAAGAUGUUCUUAUAGAUGGUAUAAAAAAUAGAAAUCGUGCUUUGGAAGGUGAUGUUGUUAUUGUUCAAUAUAUUGACAAUGAGAACGAAGAAAAUACUGAUUCUAAUGAAGAAAACAAGCAAAAGAGAGGCAAAGUAGUGUUUAUAAAAGAAAAGGUACACACAAGAUCAUGCAUAGGAAAAUUAAAGCUGAUGCCUGAUAAGAAUAGACAAAGAGCUCUAUUUGUACCCAGGGAUUACAGAAUACCUAGGUUAAACAUAACAUUUACAAAUUGGCCAGAUAAUUUCUAUAGGGAUUCAAAGAGUUAUGAAAACACUUUGUUUUCAGCAAAAAUCAUUGACUGGUUUGACGUACGUUUCGCCCUGGGUAAAAUAGACUGUAAUAUAGGAGAAUCAGGUGAUAUGCAAACAGAGACUAAAGCAAUUCUUGCUCAAACUGACUUAGAUAUAACACCUUUUGGUCCGGAAGUAAGGCAUUUAUAUCCUCGUCUAGAUUACACAAUUCCUGAAGAAGAAAAUAAUAUACGAGAAAAUUGUAGAAAAUUAUGCAUUUUUAGUAUAGAUCCAUCUAAUUGUCGUGAUAUAGAUGAUGCUGUUUCAUGUAGAAAACUUGAUAAUGAUAACUUUGAAAUUGGAGUCCAUAUUUCAGAUGUUGCUCACUUUUUGACUGAGAAUACAAUUCUGGAUGAAAAAGUAGCAGAAAAAGCCACAACUAUCUAUUUGGUUGAGAAAGCAUAUCACAUGCUGCCAGAUGAUAUGUGCAUGUUGUGUUCUUUAUUUCCUGGAGUAGAUAAACUUGCAUUCUCCGUUUUUUGGGAAGUUACAGAGAGUGGCAUAGUCAUAAGUCAUAGGUUUGCAAAAACAAUUAUACACUCCUGCUGCCAAUUAUCUUAUGAACAUGCUCAAGCAGUACUUGAAGGCAAAGAAAAUGCUGAGGAAAACUUUCCAGAAAUAUAUAAUGGGUUUAGUUAUCAAGAUGUGUCUGAAACAAUUAAGAUAUUAGGUAAGCUGUCGGCUAUAUUUAGAAAAAAUAGAUUUGAGGGUGGUGCAUUGAGCAUUGAUCAGCCUAAGGUAUCAUUCCAUUUAAGCCCUAUAAAUGGAUUGCCAGAUUCUUUUUGCAUUUAUCAAAGUAAAGAAAGCCACCAGCUAAUUGAAGAGUUCAUGCUUCUUGCUAAUAUGACUGUAGCUAAGAGAAUAUAUGAUGACCAUCCAAAAUUAGCUGUCUUGAGAUGUCAUCCUACACCUAGUAUUUAUAUGCUAAAAAAAUUUGCUAAGUCAUUGAAGCCUAUGGGUAUUGAUUUAGACAUUUCUUCUGCUGGUGAUUUACACAGGUCACUUUUGUCCUAUGUUGGACCUGCUGAAGAAAGGGGAAAAGCUAUGGUCCUUAACAUGUUGUGUGCUAAGCCAAUGACAAGAGCAAAGUAUUUUUGUGCGGGUGGACAAGGUGAAGAAGAUUUCCACCAUUAUGCCUUGAAUGUACCGCUGUAUACACAUUUUACUAGUCCAAUAAGGCGUUAUGCUGAUAUAAUGGUCCACAGACUAUUAGCUGCUAGCUUAAAUUAUAGAGAUGUACCUAAAUGGGAUGUGGAUAAAAUUUCCAUGGCUACUGCACAAUGCAAUAAGCAAAAGUAUAAUGCUAAAAAGGCUGGGGAAUUGUCAACAGAACUGUACACUCUAAAGUACAUUGAAUUGAACUCACCACUUGUUACUGAAGCUGUUGUUGCAGAAGUAAAAGAAAAAUACAUUGACGUAAUUAUAGUUGCAAUGGGUUUAAAUAGAAGGAUAUUUUUCAACAAUGAUUUUCCAGGGGAAUAUAAAUGUAUAAAAAAUGAUGCAGGCAUAAAAUUAUCCAAAAUGGAACUAACCUGGAAUGCAGUUGAAGAUUCGCCAGCAAUAACACAGGUUAUUGAAGUUUUCUCAAUUCUACAAGUAGAAAUGCACAAAGGUGAUGAUAUGGUGAAGGUAGAGACAAAGCUUGUAAAGCCGAAAUAGUUUAUUCUAAUUAAUAUUACAUGUUGUAUAAUGUUUACAUGAUCUGUUUAAGAUUUUUUAUUAAUUUGUAUUAUUUUUAUUAUUUGACAAAUGAAAGUACACAUUUCAGGUUGUAAGUUUUUAAUAAUUUUUUUGUACUUAUGGACAGUUUUUAUACAUGUACACAAAUACUGGUAUGAGGACAAUUAUUUGUAGAAAUGAAAGUGCUAUGAUUUAAAAUUAGAAUAAAAAUAAAAUAAAAUUAUGAAAAUGUGUAGUGUAUGAAUGAGAUUUAUAAUAUCUGAUAGGUCAGGACAACAACACUGUAUAAAUGAAAGCCAUUUAUUUUAAUUGUUUAAAUAUUUGACCCUGACAUUGUGAUGUUGUGUACCUAAGGUUUUUCUUGUUUAUAUAUUAUGACAUUUAUUUUGAUAUUUAUUAAUCUUUAAAUAAAAAUACUGUAUAAUACAAAUGAAUUUAUAAAUACAAAUUUUUGUAGAAUGAUAUAUUUGAGUAAGGGUUUUAACUUGCUUAAAAUUACAUUGCAUUUUUUAGAUAAAAUAUUCUACAAUUUUUUAAUAAUAAUUUGUGAUCUUUGAAUAAAUCGGAAAACCUUUUGGAAAAUUUUAAAAAUACAUAUCCUAUUUGUAAAUUAUUUUAAAUAUCUUA